This is a messenger RNA of Stegodyphus dumicola, 2479 nucleotides long. RefSeq lists its product as uncharacterized. NCBI's taxonomy places the organism in Eukaryota, Metazoa, Arthropoda, Arachnida, Araneae, Eresidae. The record is from RefSeq and is a predicted model, not a curated record.
AAACGGCAUUCGGGAGGGAGAUGGGAAGCCGUGAAGUCGAAUCGUUGCUGCUCUUGAGAAGCAGUUACUCAUGAAUGUGCUAAAGGCUCUCUUCCUCCUGCUCUUCUUCCUGAAGCCUGCUCUGCUGGCAUCUACCCCUGAACCCUUGUGCACCCUUACGGAAUUGCAUCGGUGCUUGCAGUCGCUUCAAACGCAGAGCAACGAUCUUGCCUUUGCUGCAACGCGAUACGAACUCCUGAACGUCUGCAGUACAAUGAAGGAGAGUGUUCUGUGCAUCGAUGACCAUAUGAAACAUUGUUUUUCCCCUACGCAGAGGCAAGUCUUCAAUCAAGUUGUUGCAGGUGCUAGGCAAGUCUUAUUAGAACUAUGCGUUCCAGGAGCCAUACAAGAAGCUUAUUUAAAAUAUGCUCCAUGUUUCAAGAACGUCUCUCAAGCUGAAAACAAGUGCGCGCCCAAGUACAGAUAUUUGAUGGAACUGUCUGAAAGCGUAAAUCGACGGCAGAACGUUGACGAUGGUCUCCGAGAAUCAUGCUGUGCUUUUGGAGAAUUUGUAACUUGCAAGUAUCAGCAUGUAGGCAGAGACUGUGGCCACGACGCUACGCUAUUUCUGCAGCAACAUCUGGACCGCAUUUCCAGUCCCCUCAUCCACGAACACUGCGCCCAUUACACGUACGCCACAGAUGCAUGUGCACCAGCCUCCACCUCUAAAGCGCUCAACAUGAGUUGGAAACUGCUUUCUUACUUGCUCUUCACCCAAUGGAUCUCAUUGCGUUUCAUACUGAAGAAAACCUUAGACUAUCGACUUGAACCCAAAUGACGAUGACUUGGUAGUUUCAGGAAAUGCUCACAUUAAACAUCUUGUUUCAAAACGAAAUAACAUAAAUCUCGUCAAAUAUGCUGGUCAUUGACUAAGCACUUGUUAAUAACAAUGGGACCUCAACAGAAGUUUACGCAUUUCAGAGCUGCACCAUUUAAAAAUUAUGCCUGUUUAGUAAAAUACUGACGUACAUCUAAGAAACAAGUAUUCUUUCGAAAACAUUUUGGAAAUGUAGUACUGUUGUUUAAGAGAACUUAUAUAUAUGUGCUUCCAGAUUUGUAUAAAAACAGUCAAAGUGGCCAAAGGUCAAGAAAUAAUUUAACUGUUCUCUAUCAUUAAAGGAUAUCACUUUUAUGUGUAAAUAUCUGAUCAAGAUAACUUCAGUAAAAUAGAAUAGUAUUUGUGUUUUUACGACAGCAUUGGGUAAGCUUUGUUUCUUCGCAGAAAGCAUUUAAUUAUAGAAAAUAUUAAGGGCAUGUACUAGAAAAUUUUCCCAAAAUUUCUUUAGAACAGAAAUUGCUAUGUAUGCUAUGUAGUCUUUGCUUUAUUACAUUUAAGAGCACUAUAUUUCGUUAAUAGGCUUAUUUCAUAAUAACAUACAGUUAACAAAAAUAAUAGUAUUUAACCACCUUCUUGGUGAUUAUGAGUGCCUGAUACCGAAAGUCGAUGUGGCUGUAGUCAAAGAAAAGUAAACUACUGCUCAUAGAAUUUGUCAUACAAUAGAUGAAUCUUAUUAUUUAAUUAAUGUGCAUGAUGUUAAUUAACUCAUGAAUGUUAUUGAACAUUAUUAAAAUAAUGUAAGCCUCUAAUAAUGUUUUGAUUGCGAAGUAAACUAAACUUAGUUCAAGGUGCUAGAAGACUUAAUGCGGAAUGAAAUCUAAGCAAUUUUACUUAUAUAGUAAUCAUUGAUUAAUGCAAUAUGCUCAUUAAAACUUCUGUGAUCAUCAAAAAUAACUUUUGUUGCUUUUAUUGCAUGUUCUUUCUUAACGAAGUAUGUAUGAAAUAGAAAAAUAAAAGCUUUAGUAUCGAAGCUCCCUCUGCUUUAAAGUUAAGAUGAUUUCCAGGAGAAGGAAAUAUUUCCUUAAAAUGUAACUACAAUAGUUUGUGAUUUUUAGCAGAAACAUCAAAUCUAAAAGUUCGAUGUCUCGUUUACUUCAUUGAAUAUCUUUAAUUCUUCAUUUUCCGCAAGAAAUGAAUUCGAAAAUAAAACAAUGUGCUUUGUACACACAACUGUAAUAUAAAUGUUUCAUAGAAUUACUCUCAUUCUGUUCACUUGUUAAUCUUGUUAUGACCUUGAUUUGCAGGACAAAACAGUAUUAAACUUAAUUCAUCUUUUUAUGUCCAUCGGAUGAUUAUUACAUGAUAUUAAUCAUCCAACAGGACGAAAAAAUAGUCUUUCCGCGACUUUUAAACUCUACUCACCCAACAAAAUUAAUGCGUAUUUUUCAUCCUAAGUUUACAGCUGUUGUGUUUCUGUAUGUUAAUACUCAUUUAUUUCCUUUAAUAUUCAGAAAUACUUAUUGCCAUUUCAUUUUUGUUUAUCAAAUUUUAAUUCUGAGUUCUGUUAAACUAAUCGUCUGCACUUAUUUAUUUUUGAGUACUGUUUUCAAACAAUGCAUAUAUUUUAUUCUCGAAUUUAAUAUUCACUCUUAAUGUUUAAUA